This is a messenger RNA of Schistosoma curassoni, 2438 nucleotides long. The record is from the annotation of a GenBank genome assembly. NCBI's taxonomy places the organism in Eukaryota, Metazoa, Platyhelminthes, Trematoda, Strigeidida, Schistosomatidae.
UUUGAAAGGUCGUAUUAGAGUUUUUCAGAGGUAAUUCGAAAGACUACUUUGCAACCAAUCAUCGAAGCCUGAUGUAUGCGACAGUUGGUAAUUUGAUAUGAUUGUUUGUUUCAAAGCUUUUGAAAAUGGAGAGUGAGCGCUCGAAUCUCUUGGCUAUCGUCAAACUUGUUGUACACGAUCUAAUUCAGCUUACAUUUGAUCAACAUCAGGUUUCUCUUGAUGAAAACAUUUUCUGGGGUGAAUCUAGGACUGUUCAUUGUGAAGAGGUUCUAAAUAUUGUCUGGCGGUUGCUUUCUGUUGUUGAGCACUGUCUCUGUCAUGGUUUACGUCGAGAUUACACAAUGCCUGACUCUUUUGACGACAACAAUGAAAGAACUUCAUCGAAAGGAUUAAUGAAGGAUGCGACAACUGUCGUCCGAAGAGCACGUAAUCAUGCCGUUUCCGCUGCAAAUAUUUUUAUGAAAAAUUCGUCACAUCCAAAUCCUUGGCCCGUAUUAUUAGAAGCAGAAAAAUUGUCAAAGACCACAGAUUCUAUAAGUAAAACUGUUGCUACGAUGACUGAAAUACGGACUGGACUAGGUCGCUCUCGCGUUUGGUUAAGGCACGCUUUAAUGAGAAAGCAACUAGGAGAGUUUUUUCAAGUCAUAAUAGAUUCUAUCGAUUCUUCCAAUUCAAAUGGGAGUUUGGAGAGUUCUCCAAAAGUCUGUGAAAGCAACACAAUUCCUGUAACACAAAAUUCCAGUACAUUUGCUACAUUUUAUCACUCUGGUGCUUUGCUUUUAAAUAACGAAGGAGUUGUCGUAACCGGUUUGUUAGCAACUUUGAAGUCUAUAGACUUUUGCUUCAUACUGAAAGAUAAUCUGUCUUACAUGGAUAAACCGUUACACGUAAUACCGUACCACAUAUAUUUACAGGCUAACUUGAAUAGACUUGAAAAGUUAUAUUCAAAAGUAAAUUUAUGUCGUCCAGCAGAUUUAUCAUCUUCAAUCGACCAGAAGAAUUUUUUAGAAGAUUUAUGCAACGUACUGAAGAAACGAAUCGAUCGAGAAAAUACAAUAAAUCAAAGACUAAACAAUGAAAUUACACACCUUUCUAAGCAGAUGGAAUCCAUGAAACUUGAAAAUCGGAGUUUGUAUAUUACCGUAGCACAACUGAAAAAGGACCAAGUUGGUUUAAAUAACAUGCAUUCAGAAAAUAUGGAAGCAGUGAGUCGCAUAAAUCAAUUAGAGUCUGAAUUAAAAAAUUGCCAAAAGACAAAUGAAGAAAAUGCUGAACUUGUUGAAUCGAUUCGAAGUCAUUUAGAUGAAUCAAAUAAAAGAUGUAAUCAGUUAACUCGAUAUUUAUUCGAUUCCCAGUCGUCACUUGAACAUAAACAAACUAUAAUUAAACAAUUAGAAGCUAAGUGUAAAGGAAUGACAAAUAUGAUUGAACAGAUGAACGAGAGAAUAGCUAAGCUUACUAAUGAAAAGGUUUCACAGGAACGAGAUUUAUAUAAACUACGCGAAGAGUUGUCAAACGCAGACACAAAAUCUGUUGAGCAGUUAAAAGUGAUUGAAAAUCAAGCUAGUCAGAUCGAAAGAUUAAAAACUGAAUUGAAUGAGCAAACAAUCGAGUUGAAUAAUUCAAAGAUGGCUUCUGACCAGCUAGUUUUGUGUAAAUUAAUUUUGAUGGCUUCUAAUCUAUCAAUGUUUUUCAAAUGAGAGAUCUGUAUGUAAUGACAAUGAAUUAUCAAUAUCAGUCUCAAAAAUUCAUCCUUUAUCAGUGGUCUUCCCAAAAGCUUUAUGGAAGUUGAGGAGUUAGACAAACAACUUAAAGUCUGGCGUAAACGGUGUGAAGAACAGGAGUAUAGUUUAUCCGAAAUGGCUGCGGUUGUGAAUUCGAGUAAGCUUGAAGCUGAAAGUUUGCGUGAGUCACAUAGUGCAUUCAGUGAUGCUCAAUGGGCAAAUGAUUCUGAAAAUCCAAACUGUUUUCUUUGUCAGAGUCCGUUCAAUGUUAGUCGUCGUCGGCACCACUGUCGAAAUUGUGGCCUGAUAUUUUGUCACGAAUGUUCAUCCAGAAAAAUGGCUUUACCAAGUUCUGCCAAACCUGUACGAGUCUGUGAUACAUGCCAUGGAUUACUUUUACAUCGCUAUAAUGCUAAAUAAACCAUAAUAAAUGGUUUUUUUUUGCAACAGUCGUAACAAUACACUUUUCGGAUAAAUAAUUGAAAAACAUACUUUUUCAGGUCUGAGCAUAAUAAGCUAAUGUGAUACAUUAAACUAAUGACAUUUAUGUUCAUUAUGUUCUGUCGCAUUUUCGUUUCUGGUUCCAUCAUCAAUAUUUCUUGUAACACAUUUAUUUCUUGAUUUUUAAAUGUAAUUUCACUAAUGUAUGUAUUGUCGUAUAGCUCACUUCUAUGAAUUUUUUAAUUCUUUCAAAUAGAUGAAAUCGUAGUUAUA